CGCUGGAUUCCAAGAGUCGCUCUUCCAAUCGCCAACCUCGCAGCUGCACUGCAACUUCGCCGUCCAGCCACCCAUCGAUUCACCAGCGUCGGCCGUCGUAACCUCUUCGCAGGCGACGUCGAGACCCCGUUCAUUCAAGGGGCUCUCUUAGGCGACCUGCCUACUUCGCGCAAACCUCACCUCAGAUCAUCGUCAACAUGUCUGUCAUGCUUCAAACACCAUCUCGAGCUUCGACCGCCUCCUCCUCCUCCUUCCAACCCCUUUCCCGCCAAAACACCAUGUCUUCCUACGAUGGAUCGCGGUCCGCCCGCCAAUCGAAGCGGUACUCCAUGUCCGCGCUGUACAUGUCCAUGUCAGCGAACGAGACUGAUCUGGAGAUUGAGGAUGACUUGGCCAAAGCCCAGAAGAUUCUCAGAGAGCUCAAGUCCAAGAUCUCUUCGCAAUCCAAAAAGAACUUCGUCCUCGAAAAGGACGUACGAUAUCUUGAUUCACGAAUCGCCCUCCUCAUUCAGAACCGAAUGGCCCUCGAGGAACAGAACGAGGUCGCGAGCCACUUGGAAGACGCGACGGAUAUGCAAGAAGGCGCCUUUCCCAACGACGACAAGACGCAAAAGUAUGGCAAUUUGAUGUUCCUGUUGCAAUCCGAGCCGAGGCAUAUCGCACACCUCUGCCGAUUGGUGUCAAUGUCGGAGAUCGACUCUUUGCUGCAAACAGUCAUGUUCACCAUCUACGGAAACCAGUAUGAGAGUCGUGAAGAGCAUCUGCUCUUGACUAUGUUCCAGUCUGUUCUCACCUACCAAUUCGACAACACCCCCGAAUAUUCUUCGCUUCUGCGCGCCAAUACACCCGUCUCACGAAUGAUGACCACGUACACGCGCAGAGGACCAGGACAGAGCUUUCUCAAGUCAGUUCUCGCUGAUAGAAUCAACAGUCUGAUCGAGUUGAAGGAUCUUGACCUGGAAAUCAACCCUCUCAAGGUCUACGAGCGCAUGAUUGAGCAGAUUGAGGAGGACACCGGCAGUCUGCCUGCAUCGCUUCCCAAGGGCGUUACUGCUGAGCAGGCUGCGGAGAACCCCCAAGUUCAAGCUAUCAUCGAGCCGCGUCUCACGAUGCUCACCGAGAUUGCUAAUGGCUUCUUGACGACUAUCAUUGACGGACUCGACGAGGCGCCGUACGGUAUUCGGUGGAUUUGCAAGCAAAUUCGCAGUUUGACGAAGCGCAAGUACCCCGAUGCCAAUGACCAGGUCAUUUGCACCCUCAUCGGCGGAUUCUUCUUCUUGCGCUUCAUCAACCCGGCAAUCGUGACGCCCAAGUCAUACAUGCUCAUUGACGGUCAGCCGGCUGAUCGCCCGAGAAGAACGCUGACCUUGAUUGCAAAGAUGCUGCAAAACCUUGCUAACAAGCCCUCAUACGCCAAAGAGCCGUACAUGGCCAAGUUGCAGCCCUUCAUCUAUCAGAACAAGGAGCGUAUCAACAAGUUCAUGCUUGACUUGUGUGAAGUCGGCGACUUCUACGAGAGCUUGGAAAUGGACAACUAUGUCGCACUCUCGAAGAAGGAUUUGGAGCUGUCCAUCACGCUGAACGAAAUCUAUGCCAUGCAUGGUCUGAUCGAGAAGCACAACGGAGAGCUCUGCAAGGAUGACAACUCACACUUGGGCAUCAUCAUGGCGGAGCUCGGAGGCGCACCUCCGCAGGUUCCUCGCAAGGAGAACCGCGCCAUCAACCUCCCUCUCUUCAGCCGAUGGGAAACAGCGAUCGACGACUUGACGGCGGCGCUCGACAUCACGCAAGAGGAAGUGUACUUUAUGGAAGCCAAGUCCGUCUUUGUGCAAAUCAUGCGAUCGAUCCCUUCCAACAGCAGCGUUGCACGAAGACCUCUGCGACUCGAGCGGAUCGCCGACGCCGCGGCUACGAGCCGGAACGACGCCGUGAUGGUCCGCAAAGGUAUCAGGGCGAUGGAGCUGCUUUCACAGCUGCAGGAACUGAAGGUUAUCGAUAAGAGCGAUCAAUUCGGCCUGCUGCGUGACGAAGUCGAGCAGGAAUUGCAACAUCUUGGAUCACUCAAGGACGGAGUCAUUCAGGAGACUGGCAAGUUGGAAGAGGUUUACAAGACCAUUCGCGACCACAACAACUACCUCGUCGGUCAAUUGGAGACGUACAAGAGCUACCUGCACAACGUUCGUUCGCAAAGCGAGGGAACCAAGCGGAAGCAGCAGAAGCAACAGGUCCUCGGGCCUUACAAAUUCACUCACCAACAGCUGGAGAAGGAGGGUGUCAUUCAAAAAAGCAACGUCCCGGACAACCGGAGGGCCAACAUUUACUUCAACUUUACCAGCCCUCUGCCGGGUACCUUUGUUAUUUCUCUCCACUACAAGGGACGCAACCGCGGUCUUCUUGAACUGGAUCUCAAGCUCGACGACCUGCUUGAGAUGCAGAAGGACGGCCAGGACGACCUGGAUCUGGAGUAUGUCCAGUUCAACGUCACCAAGGUUCUCACUCUGUUGAACAAGCGAUUUGCGAGAAAGAAGGGGUGGUAAACGCCACCACUUGGCCCUCUCAAUUCUCGACUGUACAACUUUUCCUCCCAGAGAUACCCUCGACUGGCUUUCCUUCGAAUUAGGCGUUC
Molecule: messenger RNA, 2626 nt
Organism: Colletotrichum phormii
Lineage: Eukaryota; Fungi; Ascomycota; Sordariomycetes; Glomerellales; Glomerellaceae
Product: GTPase-activator protein for ras-like GTPase
Exons: 4
Coding region: 198-2537 (779 amino acids)
Biological process (GO): regulation of GTPase activity; negative regulation of Ras protein signal transduction
Cellular component (GO): cell cortex
Molecular function (GO): protein binding; GTPase activator activity
Source: RefSeq, a predicted model, not a curated record